AGAGAGAAAGAGAAAGAAAGAUGGGUUCUGAAGAGAGUUGGGAUCGAGUGAAGAACGAGACCGGAUGUCAAACUCCUGAAAGUCACCGUCCCUGCGCGAACGGGUGUGGCUUCUUUGGUACACCAGCGACUCUGAACAUGUGUUCCAAGUGCUACAGGGAUUUCUGUAUCAAAGAGCAGCAAGACGCAUCGGCCAAAGCUGCCGUUGGGAGAUCUCUCAGCCCCACAAAAUCGAUAACAACAUCGCAAUUGCAGCAGCAACUGCAACAAUUAUCAAUUCCUUCGUUAUCUGACGAUUCUUCUUCUUUGGUUCCACCAUCAUCAUCGUCAGCGUCGUCAUCAUCUGAAUGUGAUUCUUCUGCUGUUGAUUCCACUUCCACGACCACCGGUGGUGUUGGUGUUGAAACAGGCGUGGUGAAGAAGAGGUGCAUGAGCUGUAAAAAGCGGGUCGGUGUGUUGGGGUUCAAGUGCAGGUGUGGUAGUAUUUUCUGCUCGGAGCAUCGGUACCCAGAGGUGCAUGCGUGCACGUUCGAUUUCAAGGCUAUGGGUCGGGACGCCAUGGCCAACGUUAAUCCUGUCGUCAAGGCUGACAAGUUGCAGAGGUUCUGAAAACCUUCUCUCGUAAUUAUUAAUCCGUUCGUUAGGUGUUAUCCUUUUUAGUUUCCUCUUUUUUUC
Messenger RNA from Telopea speciosissima, 674 nucleotides. RefSeq names its product zinc finger A20 and AN1 domain-containing stress-associated protein 1-like. The coding region runs from base 21 to 608 and encodes 195 amino acids. Gene Ontology annotation, molecular function: DNA binding; zinc ion binding. Lineage: Eukaryota; Viridiplantae; Streptophyta; Magnoliopsida; Proteales; Proteaceae. The record is from RefSeq and is a predicted model, not a curated record. The transcript has a single exon.